Molecule: messenger RNA, 975 nt
Organism: Hibiscus syriacus
Lineage: Eukaryota; Viridiplantae; Streptophyta; Magnoliopsida; Malvales; Malvaceae
Product: zinc-finger homeodomain protein 11-like
Biological process (GO): regulation of DNA-templated transcription; regulation of developmental process
Cellular component (GO): nucleus
Molecular function (GO): DNA-binding transcription factor activity; transcription cis-regulatory region binding
Source: RefSeq, a predicted model, not a curated record
CCCAUACCCACAGGAUUAGUCUUUGAUUUUAGAGACCCCAAGUCAUUAUUAUUCCUCUGCACCGGCUACAUAAUCUAUCACCAAUGGUGCUUUCUUACAAAGAGUGCCUCAAAAAUCAUGCGGCUAGCUUGGGUGGGCAUGCCCUCGAUGGCUGUGGAGAGUUCAUGCCCAGCCCUUCAUCCACCCCAACUGACCCCGCCUCCUUCAAAUGUGCAGCCUGUGGUUGCCACCGCAACUUCCACCGCCGUGACCCUUACGAUGGCCCUGCUUUCAUCCGCCGCCUCCCACCGCCACCCAGUGCUAGCUCUAGUCCAAGCCCCACAAGCACUACCCCGCCCUCACCUGUGCCAUACUCUUACUACAGUACUUCUGCACCGCACAUGCUGCUGGCCUUGACCACUGCAUACUCCGGGCCGUUGCUCGACAGCUCCCAUCCUUCGAUGCCGAGGAUAAACAACAACAACAACAACAAUGGGAGAAAGAGGUCAAGAACAAAGUUUACAAAGGAACAGAAAGAAAAGAUGCAUGCUUUCGCGGAGAGGCUUGGUUGGAGAAUGGCAAAGAGUGAAGAAAGAUCGAUAAAAGAGUUUUGCUAUGAAGUUGGGGUCGAUAGAGGCGUUUUCAAGGUUUGGAUGCAUAACAACAAGAACACUUUUAACAAGAAAGAUAUAUCAGCAGUUGGUGAUAUCAAUCUUCGCGACAACAAUAACAGGUAGGGUGGUAUUCAGCUUCAUGUUUCUAUUAAUAAUGGGUCCUCUGUAUCUUAAUUUAGGAAAAAAAUGAUACUGAAUUUGAUAGAAAGCAGCGGAUUUUAGCUGCUCCUUUUACAUACAUGGACUGGACUUGUGUUAUUUGAUCUUUUUUGCUGAUUAGUAAUCAAGUACCGGUGGUGGCAGAUGAAAACAGAGGAUAUGACUUGUAAGGAUAACAAUUAAAGAGAUUUAUUUUGUCAUUGUUAAUUCCGUCUUUAGUAGA